This is a messenger RNA of Acanthisitta chloris (rifleman), 2262 nucleotides long. RefSeq names its product chromosome unknown open reading frame, human C11orf63 (gene JHY). NCBI's taxonomy places the organism in Eukaryota, Metazoa, Chordata, Aves, Passeriformes, Acanthisittidae. The transcript is spliced from 9 exons. Gene Ontology annotation, biological process: axoneme assembly. The record is from RefSeq and is a predicted model, not a curated record. Bases 1 to 2262 code for a protein of 753 amino acids.
AUGGAGGGUCAGUGCACAACCAUCUCUGCAGUGCAUGGAGUGAAUCCUUCAGACAUCAAAUACACCUCAGUUUCUUCUCCACACACUUACAAAAUCCAUAAAAUCCAAGUUCCUCCCAAAGUCCUCACAGCAGCACAUUUCCAGCCUGGGAGCUGGAAAAGGACCUGUGUAAGUGAAGGGAGUUCUAUCCCCAGUCUGCCCAGCUCUCAGGGGUCUGAGCCUGACAGCCUUGAGGAGGAGAUGAGGUACCAGCUGGGGCUGCAGCAGCAGAUCCUGGACAAUGAGGAGCUGCUAGGGCUGUGCUCUGAGGAGAUGGAGGAUGACAGCUUGGAAGGAGAUAGCUUGGAGGAAAGGAGCUUUACAGAAGAAGAAGAAGCAGAGUGUGACACAAAUACGUGUGGAGUAGAGAAGAACCAUGGUGGUGGAAGGAAGCAACAGCCUGUGGACAAAUAUUCCAACCUAAGAUACAAUCCCAACUGGAAGGACACAAUAAAGGGAGAAGAAUUUUCUGAGGUAGACAAAACAUCUCCAGGUGCUGGAAGAAACAGUUUGGACUUGCCACAAAAUUCAUUUUACCUCCAUAGCAAUGACUCUCUAGAGGAAAAGGAUCAACAGGAGGCAAAAGCACAAGAUUCAUUCUCAGAGUUGAGUGUGGAAUUAUUCAGCUUCCAUGAACCAAAUGUCCUGGUCAACAAUGAACCUGUUGAACAUGCCCAAAAGAAGGAACCUGUAAGUGGUUCCUGUUCCAAAGGUAGUUCUGGGACUAGUGGAAGUGCUUUGCCUGUUCAGAGUCAACAAGAGAGACCACAAAGAGCAAAAAAGAACUUUGUGAAGAGAAAUAAACAGACUUUAGGGUUAAAUUCAGAGAGGAUAAAUUCCUACCUUGAGUUACACAAUAAAAAGCAACAAGUUCUUCAAGAGCAGGUUACAGAUCCUAAAACUGAUGAUGAUGAAACACUUCAAGGUGUCCAACCAGUGCAGACUGUGAAAACAAAGCCUGAAGAUCAACAGUACCUGCAAUUACAGCAGCUCAAGGGUCAGCACAAUCAGUUCUUCCAGAGAAAUAAAGUCACAUCCAACCAGGAUCUCAAAGGAAGAGCUUUCCCAAGGAAUGAGAGCCAAGAAGCACCAGGAAGACCAGCAGAUCCAGAGCCUUGGCAGCACAGUCACCACCACACAUCAGGAUCUCAGGCUGCUCCCACUGCAGUGGAGCAAGACAAGAGCAGAGCACUGCAGGAAUGUCUGUGUCCAACUUCUGCUGUUGGCCCCAACACUCAUACAGCAGCAAAACCAAAUACUUGCUUAAAUAGCUUCCCCACUUCAGGAUAUUUUGUUAGCCAAGACUUUAUCAUAUCUCCCUAUCCUUUUCACCCAACCUGCCAUACCUGUAUCCCAGCAGAGGUUCCAGUUCCAGCAUAUACCAGCAAGGAGAACAAGAAUUAUCAGCAUGAUGCCCUAAACAACCAACAGCAUUUACACAGCCACAUCCCUGGGCAGCAUUUUGCAAGAGAUGCCAAGACCCAUGGCCAAGCACAGCCAAGCCAGAGGAAUAUUCCAUCUACUUUUAAUGCCAAUUUUCAGGAGUGCAGAACACACAUUGAUGAGGAUAAAAGCUCACUAACAGCUCCUUGUGCAACUUCCCAAUUUACACAUCCCCAAGGAAUCUGUCCUUGGGCAGGAGCUCCCUUAGUUUACAGGUGCCUGCUCAAUCCAUUUCCACCUGGGAACUCCCAGGAGCAAAAUUCUUCACAGAUAGACCCAGGAAGAGGUGAAGAAAAUCCAGGGAAAAUAAACCAAAGCAACUCCAAAGGAAAUCUCAUGCAGAUAGGAAAGCAACACCAACCUAAAGUCAGCAAGAAGCUGCACAGCUCAAAACUCUACAAAGACCUGAAUGUGAGUCUUGGAGGCCUUGGACCUGACUAUGAAGCAAUCAAAGAGAAAAAAGAGAAGUUAAAUCUACAAAAGGAAUACUCAAGGAAAAUUAAGGAAUACAAUAUGAAAAAUAUUCCUUUUGUUCAGAGGUUGCCUACAAAGCCUCAGGUCAUACCUUUAGUGUCAAGACAGAAGGCACUGGAAUAUGCUAAGAAGAUUCCUAAACCAAAGAUUUGCACGAAAAGCCAAUGGGACAAAGAGGAAACAGCUCUGCCACAGACUCUGAAUGGAACCAGGUUACCUGAAAUUCCAGUCCUGGAAACUCUGCAGCAUAGACAUGAGCAGGAGAAGCAAAUUGUGGCUACAUUGAAAGCCCUUCACAUCCUAUAG